CUGAAAUAAUUACCUAUAACCUACCCUAUUCUCUCUUGAUGGACCCUAGCUCGGAAAUCAAGCCGUCAAGUGGUCAACUGGAUAAAGUCACAGACCGUCUUAGCCUCUACCGCAACCAACUCCUCCAAUCCCCGAUCCACUCUACAGCACAACCCUUCAACAACUACAACGCAGCAUCGACCCUCCCCCAAAAUACCACCGCAAUGUCUCGCGACCCCAUUACCUGUCACGUCCUGAACACCCUGACGGGUACUCCCGCGGCGAACCUCCCAGUGACACUCACCCUCCUAUCUGCACCCUCCAGCAGCAGCCAGAGUCCCAUCACUUUCCAGGCGACGACCGACGCAGACGGACGAGUCAAAAACUGGGAACCCACCACAACUUCAUCGUCCGCUUCGUCGGUCCCCGCUAUCCUUUCUGCACUCCCAACUGCCGAUAGCAAGACAAAUUGGUCCGUUCGCUUUGACGUUGGUCCAUGGUACGAGGCACAAGGUGUUGAGAGUUUCUGGCCCGAGGUCGAGGUGAAGUUUACAGUCAAGGGACGGGGCCGGGAGGGAGAAGAAGGAUGGCGGCAUUAUCACGUUCCCGUGCUGUUGGGACCCUGGAACUAUUCGACUUAUCGCGGCUCAUGACGAAGAGAUACCUAGAAUAGAAGGCAUGGGGCGAUUGUGUAUGGAUAGGACAGAAUAGGAUAGGAUGGGAUCUUAAUCUUAUCGCUGCCGACUACUUAUUAUUAAGUUACUUAAGUUAUUUUAUCGUG
Messenger RNA from Aspergillus costaricaensis CBS 115574, 760 nucleotides. Its product is annotated as hydroxyisourate hydrolase. The transcript has a single exon. Gene Ontology annotation, molecular function: hydroxyisourate hydrolase activity. The record is from RefSeq and is a predicted model, not a curated record. Lineage: Eukaryota; Fungi; Ascomycota; Eurotiomycetes; Eurotiales; Aspergillaceae. Gene Ontology annotation, biological process: purine nucleobase metabolic process. Bases 39 to 632 code for a protein of 197 amino acids.